This is a messenger RNA of Penaeus chinensis, 2128 nucleotides long. RefSeq lists its product as uncharacterized. NCBI's taxonomy places the organism in Eukaryota, Metazoa, Arthropoda, Malacostraca, Decapoda, Penaeidae. Bases 1 to 480 code for a protein of 159 amino acids. The record is from RefSeq and is a predicted model, not a curated record. The transcript is spliced from 5 exons.
AUGGCUAGAUGGUUUGAUAUAGAUGUAGAGCCUCAUUCCCGCCUUCCUCCCGCAGUGGACCUGUACGCGCCGAGGUUCCUUGUGCACGCCGCCACGGCCGUGCUGCCCGUCAACGCUUCGGGUGUGGUCUACCGCGCGUGGAGCACCGACGAGGACCUCGGCCUCACCUGCCCCCUGGGACCCGGCGAGCCCGCGCGCUGCCCCUGCGCCGCCGUCACGUACCAGCUCUUCUCGUCCCCUGGAGACCGUCACUUCGAGCUGGACCCUGCCACGGGCGUGCUCUCCAGGCCCGCCCCUCCGUCGGCGUCGCCUUCCUCGCCGGGGGCCUACGCGCCGCUCCGGACGGGGAGGACCUACGCGUACAAGCUGAUGGUGCAAGGUCUACCUCACGAGGACCAGACCGAGGGGUUGCUCUACGACCUCCUCGACCUGAAGAUCUACGUCAGCGCCGACUACACGAGGAAGGUGCCCUGGACUUAACCCACCCCCACCCACCCACUACCCAUCCCCCACCCCAUCGCAUCUCCGAAGGCCUUGGCAAAGCGCUUCAGGCUGUGGUCUCAAAGGGCGUCAUCAAGUGGUACAAAUCAUCAUAAGUAACCGACUCCAGAACAUUUUGUGAGACACUUCAACGAAAAAGGGAGGAAGAAAAAGAAGGAAAAGCAAGAGAAGGAAGCGGAUGAAAAAGAAGAAGAAGAAUGGGAAGGUAAAGAAAGAGGCGGAGGAGGAAGAAGGAGAAGAGAAAGAAGAAGAGGGAAAAGAAAGAGGCGGAGGAAGAAGAAUAAGGAAGAAAGAAGAAGGAAAAAGACAAGGAGACGAAAGAGGGGUAAGAAGAGGGAGAUGAAGAACUACAUUGUUGGAAACUUGUAUCUCGGGCAAGUGAGGGAUCCGCAACUUUGCACAGAUGCAACAUAACUUUUUUUCUCGUGGAUGUUGAAGACAAAGUUGAAAUCCGGAUGCAUGAAUAGUUUCUUUUUUUCUUUUUUUAUGUACCUGAUCUUGGAGGUCAUUUUGAUAUAAAAAGGAGAAACGAUUUCAAUAUUUAAAACAAAAAACAAACAAAAAAAUAGCAUUAAGGAAAAAAUAGAAUUUUGUUUCUGUUGCAGAUCCUCUGUAAUUGAGUUUGGUUGAAAAGAGAUUACUGUUGCGUAAUACUGGAUGCAUCUGACCGGAAUCAAAACGCCUUUGAACUCUAUAUCUGUGCAUCUCUUCGUAGUAUUUGUUCAGGUCCGUUUACUAUCGGAAAAACGGAAGAUCCAAUUCCAAGUCAAUUUUGUUUCCAUUUCCAUUUAUUUGAUAUAUCAACCUGUGUUGAUUUUUUAUGUUUUUUUUUUUUUCUAUCUUGAACCUUCUUUCAAAAAAAGAAAAUAUCGGACUUAUAAAUUCCUUUAACCCAAUCCUCUCUUCAACCUCUAUACGAAGCAGGAACCCCUUCUCUAUAACAGAUAUACCAAAAUAAUAACAAAACAAAUAAUAAUAACAUCUGGAUUAUCCCAUGUGCCUUACGCAAGCCAUUCUAACGGGGAAAUCCGAGUAGCUUCUCCUCUGCCCUCCGGAUGGUGUAAAGGAAGCCUCUCCUCCAUUGUCAAGCAGACAACAGUUACAACACGGGACCCAAUCUCCCCAAACUGUGCUGGAUCUCAUACCACGGAGUCUGAAACAUAUCACGUGGCACUUUGUGUAGUUUCUUCUUUGUGAAAAUAGAUUGCGUGGCGUGUUAUGUGUAAUGGUAUAGUUACGAUUACUUGAGUACAGAUGUCGUUUAUAUACAGUGAGACUUUUCGGAUCCUUGGUCUUUGUAGUAAGUGGAUAGUAAGUAAGUCCAAAUGUGUCGGGUUGUUUACGACAUAGGGCAAAGCAACCUUGAUUUUUUUUUUUAACUCUCACAUCUAUUACUGUGUUUCUCUUGCAUGUAAAUAGGUCGAAGUCAUGAUGAAAAACUUUUAAUAUAACAAAUAUAAUUAAUAUAUAAGGAAAGACAAGAAAUGUUUAGAAAAUGUGAGUGCGUGACAGUGUAUGUGAAUGAAGCUUAGAUGUACUGCUAUUCCACCAAGAUAUUUUGGAUAUAUAGACCUUAUGUUUUGUUCUCAAUAUUUUGAGUUGAGGAAAAAUAAAAUUGUCAUUUUCA